Messenger RNA from Vicia villosa (hairy vetch), 903 nucleotides. RefSeq names its product GEM-like protein 4. The transcript is spliced from 2 exons. The record is from RefSeq and is a predicted model, not a curated record. The coding region runs from base 322 to 741 and encodes 139 amino acids. Lineage: Eukaryota; Viridiplantae; Streptophyta; Magnoliopsida; Fabales; Fabaceae.
CCCUUUUAUUAGCAUAUGUUUUAUCAUAGCCACAUGGUAUUGACCAAUCAAACAAAACUAUUAUUAUUUGUUUCCUGUAAACAACUAGAUAUGCAAUCUUCAACUUUUGAAUUGCUUUUUCUCCUUUAGUCUUCAUGAUGAUCCCUAGCUGACUCAUCCUCCAAAAGCUCAACCCUCACCUUGUUUCCUUUUAAUCAUAUAUAUACUCAUUUACAAUACAAUCAUUCUUCAACCAAAAUCCUAGAUCUCUUCAAUAUUUUUUACAAUCUAGAAACAAAAUCCUCAAAGGCAAGAACACUGAAAUGAAUACCUCAUUUCUUCAUGACCUACUUAAUGGAAUCUCUAUCAGCUCAACUUAUCCGGUUGGGAAGUCCUCAAAGAGAUACUUGCCUGAUUCUUCUGGAAAAUACUGCAAGUCUAUCACAAAGUCUAUCAACAACAUCAGGUCCUAUAGCUGGCCUCCUCUUCAUAUCCACUCACAAAGUUGCUUUUUGCAGUGAGAAAUCCAUCAAGAUUACUUCUCCAAAAGGAGAAUUUAUUAGAGUUCACUAUAAGGUUUCUAUUCCACAUGAAAAGAUAGAACAUGUCAACCAAAGUCAAAAUGCGAAGAAGCCUUCGGAAAAGUAUGUAGAAAUAGUUACCGUGGAUGGUUUUGACUUCUGGUUUAUGGGUUUUUUUAAUUACCGGAAAGCUUUAAGAUAUCUCCAACAGGCUAUCUAUCGAUCUCAAAUAGAAAAGUAGAAAUAGUCAAAUUGUUUAUCCCUACUGCUUCAUCAAUUAUUUUUUGAAGUUGCAGAGGUUCUAAAUAUGUACAAAUAUGUUACAUUGUAUUGUUAAUAUAAAAAGCUAGUUGUUGUUCUUUCAAGAAAACAGCCUGUGAUCUUCACUUUUCAUAAUGAAUUU